Molecule: messenger RNA, 2933 nt
Organism: Cinclus cinclus
Lineage: Eukaryota; Metazoa; Chordata; Aves; Passeriformes; Cinclidae
Product: olfactory receptor 14A16-like
Exons: 1
Coding region: 319-1302 (327 amino acids)
Biological process (GO): G protein-coupled receptor signaling pathway
Cellular component (GO): membrane
Molecular function (GO): G protein-coupled receptor activity; olfactory receptor activity
Source: RefSeq, a predicted model, not a curated record
UCAGCACAGGGUCCCUUACAGGCACCAUCAGUGUGACUUUUCCAGCAUCCUCUGGGUUGCUCUGACUUUGCCAUCAGAGCCUGCAGAGGCAGAGCUGGCCCUGGCAGUGCCCUGUGCUGGGAGGGGUCUGCAGGGCAGAGCUGAGCCCCCAGGGCUGGGCUGGGCUCUGGCAGCACUGGCAGGGCCCAGCCCUGGGCACAGGGAAGCAGCAGCUGGCAGGGAGAGCUCCAGGCAGCAGAGCCCUGAGCAGGCAGUGGGGGGAAAGUGACACCAAGCUGGGCUGGGAUAUAUCAAGUCCUCCCAAAAUUGAACUAUUCCAUGAUUUCUUUUUAUUUUUUUUUUACAGGUCCCCACGCCAAGACACAGCAAAUGUCCAACAGCAGCUCCAUCAGGCACUUCCUCCUGCUGGCAUUGGCAGACACGCGGCAGCUGCAGCUCCUGCACUUCUGCCUCUUCCUGGGCAUCUCCCUGGCUACCCUCCUGGCCAACGGCCUCAUCAUCAGCGCCGUAGCCUGCGGCCACCACCUGCACACCCCCAUGUUCUUCUUCCUGCUCAACCUGGCCCUCACUGACCUGGGCUCCAUCUGCACCACUGUCCCCAAAGCCAUGCACAAUUCCCUCUGGCACACCAACAUCAUCUCCUACUCUGCAUGUGCUGCUCAGGUGUUUCUGCUGGUCUUCUUCAUUGGAACAGAGUUUUCCCUCCUGACCAUCAUGUGCUACGACCGCUACGUGUCCAUCUGCAAACCCCUGCACUACGGGACCCUCCUGGGCAGCAGAGCUUGUGCCCACAUGGCAGCAGCUGCCUGGGCCAGUGCCUUUCUCUAUUCCCUGCUGCACACAGCCAAUACAUUUUCCCUGCCCCUGUGCCAUGGAAAUGCCCUGGGCCAGUUCUUCUGUGAAAUCCCCCAGAUCCUCAAACUCUCCUGCUCACACUCCUACUUCAAGGAACUUGGGCUCAUUGCUGUUAGUGUCUGUUUGGUAUUUGGCUGUUUUGUGUUCAUUGUUUUCUCCUAUGUGCAGAUCUUCAGGGCUGUGCUGAGGAUCCCCUCUGAGCAGGGAAGGCACAAAGCCUUUUCCACCUGCCUCCCUCACCUGGCCGUGGUCUCCCUGUUCCUCAGCACUGCCUUUUUUGCCUACCUGAAGCCCCCCUCCAUCUCCUCCCCAUCCCUGGAUCUGGCCCUGUCAGUUCUGUACUCAGUGGUGUCUCCAGCCCUGAACCCCCUCAUCUACAGCCUGAGGAACCAGGAGCUCAAGGCUGCACUGUGGACACUGAUGACUGCAUGGUUUCAGAAACAGUGAACCUUUCCAAUUUGUGCAAGUUGCCAAUUUCUCCUAGUCACUUGCAAUAUGAGUCAUUUUUGAGAAUUCUUUUUUUUCCUUCAUUGCCGGAAGAUUUUACAUUUGUUUUAGUCUAAUAAUUUUGCACAAAAUCAUGCCCAUAUUUGUGAUAUUAUUUUGUCUCUCCUCCUUUGCUCUGGCCCCAGACUCUGUCCAGGACGGGCUCUGUUCUCUGUAGCUUUAAAUGAACUAAAGGAUCUCCCAAAACUGUUUUUACUGGAGUUCUCCUUUCUUUGGAGCUUCCUUCUGCUCCCUUCUCUAGAGCUGCAGCAGCAAUAUCUGUGUGCAGAGGUGGGGGCAGGUCAGGGGUGGCACAGCAGCUCGGCUCCUGAUGGCCACACCAUUCCUCAUCCAUUAAUAUUUUUACAACAAAAAAAACUUUACACUACUUUAAAAAAAAAAUACUAUAUAUACAAAUCCUACAAAAAUUACACAAAAUACCAUAACAAAACUACAAUAAAAAAUUUUAAAAAAACCAAAACAGAAAAACCCCCCCAACAAAAUUAAUAUAAAUCAUAGUUUAACCAUUCCCCAUAACUUACCACCCUCUUAUCAUCUCUUACCAAACUAAUAAUAGUACUAAUUUUAAAUUAUCACUUAAACCAUAUAUUCUUAACAAAAUAAUUACUAUUAUAAAAAUCCACCUAAAAACUACCCAUUUAAUACUCACCCAAAUUAAAUAUAAACCAACAAAAAACCCCCAAUCUUAACUAAAACUCGAAUUCUAGAUCAUCAAAAAUUAAAACAGUUCAAUAAACAAAAUAAAUAUAAUAAAACAAAAUACAAUCAAUAUUAAUUCACCAAACCUAAUUACCAACAACAAAAAAGCGCAAAAUAUACAUUUCCCAAAAUUUAACUACAAAUAUAAAACCUCACUACAGACAUGAAAUCUAACUACAACCAUCCAAUAUAAUAAAAAAAAUUAAAAAUCCUAAACAUUAUAUAAGAAAUAUAUAAAAAUUCAUCAAAAUACCAAAAUAAUGAAAAACCUUCAUCUUCACAACGACUAGAAAACAAAAAAAAACCCUAACAACACACCACAUAUACACAAAACACAACAAAAAAGAUACAGGACACAAAAAAUUAAAAAAUAUAUAAAUCAAAACUAUCAAAUAAAAAAUCAUGAGCCAUUAAUAAAGCAAAAGUUCCCCAACCACCCAACACUAUUUUACUUACUAUAACUUAUUAAAUAUAUUAUACUUAAUCUAAUCAAAUUUAUUUCUAUCAAUUCCUGUAACUCACUUAUAACACAGGCCAGGUGCCAUUGCCCACCUGGGCACACUGCUGGCUCAUGUCCACCCUGCUGUCCAUCACUGCCCCCAGGUCCCUUUCUGCCUGGCCCCUCUCCAGCCACUCUGUCCCCAGCCUGGAGCACUGCAGGGGUUGGUGUGGUCAAGGUGCAGGACCCAGCUCUUGGUCUUGUUAAACCUCACCCUGUUGGAUUUGUGCCCUGGAUCCAGCCUGUCCAGGUCCCUCUGCAGAGCUCUCCUACCCUCCAGCACAUCCACACUCACACCCAGCUUGGUGCCAUCUGCACAUUUGCUGAUGGUGCACUGUGCUCCCUUCUCCACAUCAUCAAUAAAGAUGUUAAA